Messenger RNA from Cryptomeria japonica (Japanese cedar), 696 nucleotides. RefSeq lists its product as uncharacterized. The record is from RefSeq and is a predicted model, not a curated record. The transcript has 3 exons. NCBI's taxonomy places the organism in Eukaryota, Viridiplantae, Streptophyta, Pinopsida, Cupressales, Cupressaceae. Bases 1 to 696 code for a protein of 231 amino acids.
AUGAGGUGGUUGGAUAUCCGCCUUAUUCGGUCAACUCUAUUGAAUUUGAUGGAGUUAAAUUACGGUCAGGCUAUUAUGGAAAUUCUAGAAUACACAAAGACAGUUCGAGACUUGUGUACUCAUAAACAAAAGAAGAAGAUGGACCCAAAGAUUGUUCAAGUUAUCGGACAACUUGUCGAUCUCAUGCUUGGGAACCUAACAGUUCCUAAGUAUGUUGAUCUAGCAAGUCCUAUGAUAAAGAAAGAGGAUAACCUUUUCUAUUCCAUUUAUUACAUCAGAAAAAAUUUCAUUGGAGAAGAGGUAAACUACAUGGUAACUGAAAAGAAGUUCUUAGUUGUUGUUUAUGCAAUCAACAAGUUUCAUCAUUAUAUCACUAGGUAUAAAGUGUUUGUUCAUACUGAUCAUUUUGCAAUUCAAUUUUUGAUGAAUAAGCCUGUUGUAACUAGUAGAGAAAUUAGAUGGUUACUUUUUCUUCAAGAAUUUGACAUUACUAUACUUGAUAAGUCUGGCCGUGAGAAUGUGGUUGCAGAUUUCUUGUCCAGGUUACAACAACAAGAUGAACUAGCACCAGUUGAUGAUACUUUUCUUGAUGAGAAUCUUUUUGCCAUUUCAGCAAAAAGCCCAUUGUUUGUGGAUAUAGAAAAUUACCUUGCUACAUGCCUAUUUCCAUCGCAUUUCUCUCCAUGGGAACAUUAG